Messenger RNA from Diaporthe batatas, 945 nucleotides. RefSeq lists its product as uncharacterized. Lineage: Eukaryota; Fungi; Ascomycota; Sordariomycetes; Diaporthales; Diaporthaceae. Gene Ontology annotation, molecular function: oxidoreductase activity. Gene Ontology annotation, cellular component: cytosol. Bases 1 to 945 code for a protein of 314 amino acids. The transcript has 5 exons. The record is from RefSeq and is a predicted model, not a curated record.
AUGCAGCCCCCAAUGCCCUCGGCAACGGCCACCUGGCACAAUGAUACCUACCCGGCCAUCUCACCCUCACGACCUGAGCUCAGCGCCGGGGACAAGACGAUUGUCAUCAUUGGAUCGGGCACCGGAAUUGGAAGGCAGACUGCAGUCUCAUUCGCAAAGGCUGGGGCAUCCCGUAUCGUCCUGCUAGGUCGCCGGGAGGAUAAGCUGAAGGAGACAGCGUCCCUGGUCGCCUCGGCCUCGGCAGUGACAGAAGCACUGGUCCGUACCGUGGACAUCACAGACUUUGACAGACUGAAAGAUGUUGCUGCCGAAGUGGGAAAGUGGAAUGUCAUCGUCAUAGCCUCUGUCUACCCAUCGGCAGCCUCGACCAUUGUUUCCACGGACGUGGACGAGUGGUGGCAGGGCUUCGAGACCAAUGUUAAGGGUCUCCUUCUGUCCCUCAAGGCAUUCGUUCCUACGGCAGUGGAGACCGGUGGCGCCGUCCUCACGCUCACGACCCAGGCAGUGGCCUUUCCGGUGACCCAUGUCCCAGGUGCCUCGGGGUAUAUUGCGUCCAAACUCGCACAGAUCAAGAUCAUGGAGUACCUGGCCGCCGAGAACCCGUCCCUUUUCGCUGCGACCGUCCACCCCGGCAUCUGUGACACGGCCGUUCUGGCCAAGAGCGGCAUGAAGCCGCACGAGGUUCCUCUGGACCGAAAUUUGGACGAUGCUGACAAGAGUCGACCAUCAGUUGAGCUUCCGGCCGACUUUUUGGUCUGGCUGGCUAGCCCCGAGGGGGCCUUCCUCAAGGGCCGGAUGGUGGCAGCCAAUUGGGAUGUAGACGAGCUCAAGACCCAGACUGAAAGCAUCCAGUCUGGUGGGGCCGAGUGUCAGCCCUGGAGGUCAGCAGAAUCGGGCCUGUCGUGUCUUUGGAGAGAAGGGAUCGACCAUGGAUUGAUAUUCUAG